ACUGAGCGAGCCCCUCACAGCACAUCAUGGCAGCGGAGGAUGCGGCCACGGGAGCUCCGCUCUCCGCCUCCCGGCUGCUGCUGCUCUCCGUGUCCCUGCUCUCGCUGCUCCCCGCCCCGGCGCUCUCCCUGCUCGGGUUCCGUCCGGAGGAGACCGGGGCGGAGCUGUCCGUGCAGGACGGGGUGCUGAAAACCACCGAGGGGAGCCGCUUCAUGCUGCGGGUUUACUACUCCACAUCCCCGCAGAGGCUCAACCGCACCGCGGGGACUCGAGCCAACAACGCCGCGCCCUGGAUCGCCUUCAUCGAGGAGCCGAGUCCCGGGAGAGAGGGCCAAGUUCACCCGAAGAGGAACAUGUGCAUGGACAAGAACGCCAGGACGUCCGACAUCGAGGUGCUGGGAUCUUUUAAGUCUGCUUCCAGUCAGAACUCGGUCCUAGUGGAGCUGCUGGCCAAAGACCUGCGGAGAGGAGAGAAGAUCAAGUACUACUCCAUGUGCGCCUUCGACGGAUCCAAAUGGGAGCACUACCGGACCCGGGACUUCUGGGUGGCGGUGGCGGAGCGGUCUGCUGUCCCGGAGCUGUGGCUGCAGGUCCUGGUUUCAGUCCUGCUGCUGGGGCUCUCAGCUCUGUUCAGUGGGCUCAACCUCAGCCUGCUGGCCCUGGACCCGGUGGAGCUGCAGGUUCUGCAGAACAGCGGCACCGACAAGGAGCAGAACUACGCACGGAAGAUCGAGUCGGUGCGUCGUCAUGGAAACUACGUCCUGUGCACUCUCCUGCUCGGCACCGCCAUCAUCAACGCCUCCCUGGCCGUGUGGAUGUGUCAGAUCCUGGGCAUGACCUGGCUCUCUACGGUCAUCUGUGCUUUUGGGAUCUUCUUCAUCGGCGAGAUUCUUCCUCACUCGGUGGCGUCCCGUCACGGAUUGGCCAUCGCCUCAAAAACCAUCUGGGUGACCCGUCUCCUCAUGGUGCUCUCCUUCCCCAUCUCCUACCCCAUCAGCAAACUCCUGGACCUCAUCCUCAACCAGGAGAUCUCUAACUUCUACACGCGGGAGAAGCUGCUGGAGAUGCUGCGUGUCACAGACCCCUACCACGACCUGGUGAAGGAGGAGCUCAACAUCAUCCAGGGGGCGCUGGAGCUGCGCACCAAGACCGUGGAGGACGUCCUGACACCGCUCACGGACUGCUUCAUGCUGGCCUCAGAUGUAGUCCUGGACUUUAACACCAUGUCUGACAUCAUGCAGAGCGGCUACACCAGGAUCCCCGUGUUUGAGAACGAGAGGUCCAACAUUGUGGACAUCCUGUUCGUGAAGGAUCUGGCCUUCGUUGACCCAGACGACUGCACCCCUCUGAAGACCAUCACCCAGUUCUACAAACACCCACUGCACUGCGUGUUCAACGACACCAAACUGGACGCCAUGCUGGAGGAGUUCAAGAAAGGUAAAUCUCACCUGGCCAUCGUGCAGCGAGUGAACAACGAGGGAGAAGGCGACCCGUUCUACGAGGUGAUGGGCAUCGUCACGCUGGAGGACGUCAUCGAGGAGAUCAUCAAAUCAGAGAUCCUGGAUGAGACCGACCUCUACACUGAUAAUCGCACAAAGCGGCGUGUUUCUCACCACGAAAGGAAGCAGCAGGACUUCUCCAUCUUUAAACUGUCAGAGAACGAGAUGAAGGUGAAGAUUUCUCCUCAGCUCCUCCUGGCGACGCACCGCUUCCUCUCCACAGAGGUGGAGCCCUUCAAACCGGCUCAUAUCUCAGAGAAGAUCCUGCUCAGGCUCAUCAAACACCCCAGCGUCGUUCAGGAACUCAAGUUUGACGAGAAGAACAAGCGAGCGCCGCAGCACUUCCUGUUCCAGCGGAACAAGCCGGUGGAUUAUUUCAUCCUGGUGCUGCAGGGUCGGGUCGAGGUGGAGUUUGGGAAGGAGGCUCUAAAGUUUGAGAACGGAGCGUUUUCUUAUUUUGGAGUUCCUGCCAUCAUGCCAGCAGUCCACAGAUCCCCGUCCCGCAGCAGCGGCCUGGACCGCUCUGAGUCCAUGCUGUACGGAGGAAGUAUGGGACAGCUGAACGGAGGGGGGAACGUCUACCUGCCGGACUACUCAGUCAGACAGCUAACACACCUACAGAUCAUCAAGAUCACACGGAGCCACUACCAGAACGCCGUCACAGCCACACGGAUGGACAGCUCCCCUCAGACGCCGGACGCCGACGCCCGUCUGACAGAAGGGAACACCCUGUCCCCGGAGCCCCCGACCACAGAGCAGUCAGCCACUCUGAUGCCCCCGCAGCACACCACCACCACCACCACCACCUUAAUGCCCCCACCCAGAGAGCUGGGCCGGCCCGGAUCGGCCCGGACCAGAGGACAGCAGUCCAGCGUCCCUCACAGCACGUCGCUGCUGAACGAGAAGAACCGCAUCGUCCGCAGUAAGUCUGAUGGCCAGAAGAGUCCGAGCGAUUCAGUGUUUCUCAGGAUGGAUGAGAUCCCGUACAUCAGAGAGGACCGAGCGGAGGCCGAGCCGAACCCCGACACGGCCUCUGUUCCCAUAGAAACGGACACCUCGCCUUUCAUCAGCAGCCUGUCGCUGAGCGGCUCAGAGGACACGCUGGGCAAGAAACUCCUGCUCAAACUCAGUCAUAAGAAGAGGAAAAAGUCCCGGGAAGGAGAGAAAACUCCAGAGGACAUUUCAGAGCAGCCGCUGGUGAAAACCUAGCAGUGAGAGUGUGUUUGACACACAGCUGAACCCUCCAUCAUCUGAUGGUUCUUACUGACCAUGUGGAUGCUAAACUCUCAGAGUUUUAUCUGAAACACACUCCACACACCCCCCCUCUUAAUGUGGACCAUCACUGGGAUUGAAGACAACAUGUGGAUGGAACAAACCAUUCUUUAAACCACGGGGGGGUGCAGCUUUUGGCAAUAUGCAUUUAACGGUAGCUUCUCAU
This is a messenger RNA of Cheilinus undulatus (humphead wrasse), 2937 nucleotides long. Its product is annotated as metal transporter CNNM1-like. NCBI's taxonomy places the organism in Eukaryota, Metazoa, Chordata, Actinopteri, Labriformes, Labridae. Gene Ontology annotation, molecular function: transmembrane transporter activity. Gene Ontology annotation, cellular component: plasma membrane. The coding region runs from base 27 to 2708 and encodes 893 amino acids. The transcript is spliced from 11 exons. Gene Ontology annotation, biological process: magnesium ion homeostasis; transport. The record is from RefSeq and is a predicted model, not a curated record.